Molecule: messenger RNA, 1948 nt
Organism: Drosophila busckii
Lineage: Eukaryota; Metazoa; Arthropoda; Insecta; Diptera; Drosophilidae
Gene: Sox100B
Product: transcription factor SOX-4
Exons: 3
Coding region: 110-1744 (544 amino acids)
Biological process (GO): regulation of transcription by RNA polymerase II
Cellular component (GO): nucleus
Molecular function (GO): RNA polymerase II cis-regulatory region sequence-specific DNA binding; DNA-binding transcription factor activity, RNA polymerase II-specific
Source: RefSeq, a predicted model, not a curated record
GUGUGUGGCUGGCUGGGUCUGUUUUUAAAUUUCGUGUGCAUCUAACUGCAAUUGCAGCUGUAACUGUGCCGUCGAUAUUUUCUCUCUGUGUGUGUGUGUGUAAAAGAAAAUGAGUACGGAUACAACCACGGAGCGGGUCAAGCCCGUGGAGACUCUGGUGUUGGCCAACUAUGCGCUGAAGGCAGAACAAAAGCGCGCUGCCGGCCAAACGGGCCGCAAGGAGGAUGAGCGCAUCACCACCGCCGUGAUGAAGGUGCUGGAGGGCUAUGACUGGAAUUUGGUGCAAGCAUCUGCCAAGGCGCCCACUGAUCGCAAAAAGGAGCACAUCAAACGUCCCAUGAACGCAUUCAUGGUCUGGGCUCAGGCAGCGCGUCGUGUGAUGUCCAAGCAAUAUCCGCAUCUGCAGAACUCUGAGCUGAGCAAGUCGCUGGGAAAACUAUGGAAAAAUCUGAAGGACAGCGAUAAGAAGCCGUUUAUGGAAUUCGCCGAGAAGUUGCGUAUGACACACAAGCAGGAACAUCCCGAUUACAAAUAUCAACCUCGACGCAAAAAGGCGCGCAUUAUGCAGCAAUCAGAGCCGGCAGCAACAGCAGCCGCAACUGAUGCGCCAACCAGCAGCAGCUGCAACCAACGACGCACCGCCAGCAGUGGGCAGCGCCGCCUGCCCAAGUGCAACAACAAUAACAGCAACAACAACAAUAAUAGUAGCCUAACUUCAAGCAAUUCCAGCAGCAGCAAUCUUUGCGCCAGCAAUGGCAGUCCAGGCGCAGAUGUCUUUAGCAACGAAGCCUUUAUGAAGUCCCUGAACAGCGCUUGUGCAGCUAGCCUGCUGGAACAAGGUCUCGGCAUGAGCAACGGAACAGAGCGCGCUCUGCUGGACUCGCCCUGCUCCACGGCCAGCUCGUUGUCAUCGCUAACACCGCCUGCCACGCCCUACAGCGCCAAUGGUAAGCCCACAACGCAGUGCCUGCCCAACAACUCCAGCUUAUUGCUGCGUCAGCUAAGCGAGCCAAGUGCCGCAGCUGUGUCUUUGCCCGGGAGUACGGAUUAUGGCGUUCUGUUGGAUGCGGGGCGUGAGUACAUAGCGCUGGGUGAGCUCAACUACAAUGGGCAGGCGACAGCUGUUGCUGCUGCUGGUGCUGGCAUGCAGGAGAUGGAUUUUCUGGAGAAUAUAAAUGGUUAUGCUUAUGGCACGCGUGGCAGCUACAACAACUAUGGCUACAACGCCAACGCUGCUAAUUUUACUGAGCAAUCGGUGGUGGUGAGUGCUGUUGAUGGCGGCAGCGGUGGUGGCAGUUCAGCUGCGGGCACGUCACACGCCAAUGGAGCGCUAAAUUACUUGGCCACGCCGGGCAAGUCGGCUGCCGACAUUGAUCCCAAGGAAAUCGACCAGUAUCUCAUGGAUCAAAUGCUGCCCAUGGCGCAACAUGUGCCACUGGUCGGUCCCAGUGCUGCAGCUGCCUCACAUUCGCCGCCACUAAAUUCAUCCGCCUCGUUGUCCUCGGCCUGCUCCAGCGCCAGCUCGCAGCCUAUUGAAUGCCUGGCCUCGCCCAAUGCUUACUACGAGCACAUGAACUAUGCGACGACAGCACAAAAUAAUGCAUAUGCGCCAGCCAAUGUGCACUAUGUGCCAAACUCACAGCAGCAGCAGCAGCAGCAACAGCAGCAGCAACAGCAGCAGCAACAGCAACAACAGCAGCACCAGCAACAUCAUCAUCUCUGGGGCACUUAUGUGAAUCCCUAAGCUGCUUAAUUUGCGCAUUUGUAUCCAUGGCUUUUGCUGCUGACCUUUAUGGUUCAAUUCAAUGGCUUUCAUUUAUUGGUUUAUUGUCGCUCUCCAUAUAGAUUGUGCGCAAUCGAAGCUAAUUUAUCUAAAAGGACAACAUUGUCGUAGCAUUGGCUAUUAUGAUGGCCAACAGCGUUCGUUUAUUUAUUCCAUGGCAACAUA